This is a messenger RNA of Papilio xuthus (Asian swallowtail), 1780 nucleotides long. RefSeq lists its product as uncharacterized. Bases 167 to 1780 code for a protein of 537 amino acids. The record is from RefSeq and is a predicted model, not a curated record. The transcript is spliced from 5 exons. NCBI's taxonomy places the organism in Eukaryota, Metazoa, Arthropoda, Insecta, Lepidoptera, Papilionidae.
AUUUUUCUGAGAACUAAUUUUGACACAUUUGCAAAUGGCCGGCUUGUUGGUGUUAACAUUUUUUCGUCUAUUAAUAAGUUUUCUUUGUGUAAGAUUUAUGUAAGAAUUUAUAACAUUGCGAAGAACAGGUGUCUUUGACAUGCUAGGAAUUUUGUUUUAAACAACAAUGAUUACUUGUGUAUUUUGUAAAACUCAAUACGAGAAAGGAAGUGGGAUUUCAUUGCACAAGUUUCCAAAAGGGGGGGCAUUAAAACGGUGGCUAAAUAAUAUGAAACUUGAUAACUUUAUUCCUACAGAUAAUGAUCGUCUAUGUUCCAAACAUUUCACUGCAGAGUGUUUUUCUAAACAUAAGACUCGCACAACAUUGAACCGUAGUAGCAUACCAACAAUAUUUGAUUCUAAAAUGAAGCUUACUUCCAGUGCAUCGUCUCAAAAAGAGGAUUCUAUGAAGGAUGGUGAUACUCGGAAAAGCUGUAAGGCACAACGCUCAAAAAACAAAAGACUACAAAAGCUGAAAAGCCAAGGAGCUAACACAACAUCCAACCCAAUAGAAGACCCCUUGGACGAAUUUGGUUUACGUAGGCCAAUAAAAAUAGAGAUUGAAGAAAAACUUAAUACUUCUUGUUCAUGUCUGAUGACAAACUGCAAUGCAAACCAGGAUGGUAUUCCAGUGAAGGGUAUAAGUCACGUGUGGGGUACAGUCAAACAUGAUCAUUGUUAUCAAACAGACAAUCCUACAUUAUCAAAAAAGGCAAAGGAAGAAUUACAAAAUAAUUUGAAGAUUGCACGAUAUCGUAUAAAAGUUUUAUCACAACAUGUAAAACGAUUGAGAAACAAAAUCACUAGUUUAAAAGAUACAAAUAAACAAUUAAGAAAAAGAAAAGUAAUCGGUGAUGCUUUUGUUGAUAUGUUAAAAGAUGGUGACGAUGUGAAGCCACAGCUGUUUAAACGGAUGUUUUUAAAUGCUGAUAAAAAUGUAAGCCAUGCCGGAUAUCCAAAAGAAUUAAAAUCUUUUUCAAUAACACUAUAUGCUCUUUCACCACAAGCAUAUGCUUAUGUCAGGAAAAAGUUCAAUCUAGCAUUACCACAUCCACGUAUGAUACGUGCAUGGCGAAGUGCUUUAAAUCAGAAAUCUGAACAUCCAGUUGAAAAUAUUAACAGUGUUAAUGCCAACAACCCAGCUGGCACUUCAGGUGAAGAUGGCUUGAAACAUACCAUCAUGAUCCGUACCGCUGACUCCCCUUACGAGUUUAAUUCAGUUCAAGAUGGAAUGGAACAUGUUAACAGUGACACUGAAACACCCUGUAUAUUAGCUUUAGUACAAGAUGAAAUGGAACAUGUUAACAGUGGAAAUGAAUCACCGAGUGAAUCUGCUUUACCCGAAGAUGAAAUGGAACAUGUUAAUACUGCCAACGAAUCACCCAGUGAAUCUGCUUUACCCGAAGAUGAAAUGGAACAUGUUAAUGGAGACAAUGAAACACCCUGUGAAAUCACUCUAAUAGAAGAUGGAAUGGAGGAUGGAAUGGAAGAUGAGUAUGGUGCAAUUGAAUUACCCUAUAGAUUUACUUUAAUACGAAAUGAAAGAGAACAUGUUGACAAUGACACUGAAAUGCCCUGUAAAUUUACCUUAGUUCAAAAUGGCAUGGAACGUGUUAAUGCCACAAACAAACGUAAAAAAACAACCAAGCAAAAGAAUAAGAAGAAAAAUGAUUUAAACUUCAAAGUUGGAACAAGAAAACCCACCACAAGCAGGAAACCUAGAAGACGGGCGUGGGACUGA